Messenger RNA from Sabethes cyaneus, 1091 nucleotides. It is a transcript of the gene Nurf-38, whose product is annotated as inorganic pyrophosphatase. NCBI's taxonomy places the organism in Eukaryota, Metazoa, Arthropoda, Insecta, Diptera, Culicidae. The coding region runs from base 118 to 999 and encodes 293 amino acids. Gene Ontology annotation, biological process: phosphate-containing compound metabolic process. Gene Ontology annotation, molecular function: inorganic diphosphate phosphatase activity; magnesium ion binding. The transcript is spliced from 4 exons. Gene Ontology annotation, cellular component: cytoplasm. The record is from RefSeq and is a predicted model, not a curated record.
GAAAGGACACAGUCAAGUUUGACGAAGCUAUCAGAACGCAUUUUCGUCGGGAGUGCUUGCCGUGUUCGUCCGUACGUUUCCUUAACAGUUGCAAAUACGGGGACUUCCUGCAUUAAAAUGACCGGAAACCAGCGAUAUCAGAUCGUAGAACGGGGAGCUCCGAACUCGACGGAUUACCGUGUUUUCUUCAAAACUGAGGACGGUCAUGCCGUUUCUCCACUGCACGACAUUCCGCUGUACGCGAACGCUGCCAAGACGGUGCUGAACAUGGUCGUGGAAGUGCCCCGGUGGACCAACGCCAAGAUGGAAAUCAGCCUCGGCGAAGGGCUCAACCCGAUCAAGCAGGAUGUUAAGAAGGGAAAGCUGCGCUUCGUGGCCAACUGCUUUCCCCAUCACGGGUAUAUUUGGAACUAUGGAGCUUUUCCGCAAACAUGGGAAAAUCCUGAUCAUCUCGAUCCGAACACCGGGUGCAAGGGAGAUAAUGACCCCAUUGAUGUGCUCGAAAUCGGUUCCCGAGUAGCAAAGCGAGGAGAUGUAGUACAGGUCAAGAUCCUCGGUACCGUUGCCUUAAUCGAUGAGGGUGAAACGGAUUGGAAAAUCAUAACCAUUGAUAUUAACGACCCAUUGGCCAGCCAAGUGAACGAUAUCAAUGAUGUCGAUAAGGUAUUUCCUGGGCUACUGAAGGCUACUAUCGAAUGGUUCAAGAUAUACAAAAUUCCGGACGGUAAACCGGAGAAUCAAUUUGCUUUUAAUGGAGAAGCCAAGGACGCUGCUUUUGCUACUAAAGUGGUAGAAGAGACCAAUAAGUUCUGGAAGGCACUAAUCAAUAAGGAAAUUGACGGCACGAGCAUUAGCUGUUUGAAUACCACCGUUGAGGGAUCUCCGUACUUAGUGUCCGCUGACAAUGCGCUAGAAGUUUUGGCCAAGAGCUCGAAUGGAGGAGAAACUCAACCCUUCAACGACACAAUUAAUAAGUGGCAUUAUAUUUCUCUAAAAUAAGCUUGGAAUGAGAAAGUUGAACGCGUUACUCGAAUUGAAUUCUCGUCGGUUUGCAACCUUUGCAGUAAGUAAGUGAAAAUGUUAAAAUAAAU